Messenger RNA from Ostrea edulis (European flat oyster), 4932 nucleotides. Its product is annotated as serine-rich adhesin for platelets-like. Gene Ontology annotation, molecular function: protein binding. The coding region runs from base 942 to 4616 and encodes 1224 amino acids. NCBI's taxonomy places the organism in Eukaryota, Metazoa, Mollusca, Bivalvia, Ostreida, Ostreidae. The record is from RefSeq and is a predicted model, not a curated record. The transcript is spliced from 7 exons.
GAUUAAAGUCAUUCGAUGACACAACAAUGGUGUCCACAUAUCUGCUGGGAUUUGCAUAAUGUAUUUAUUGAAUUUUUAUUCAGUGGUAAAGUCACGUCAAUGUUGCGUUAAAUGUGCAGUUGUUGUUGCAGUUAUUUUUUACUGCACAGAAAGUCAUUGUCAUGUUUGAUUUUCUGGAGAAAACAUUGAGCUAGCUAAUGGCUUUGUUUAGAUCAUAUAAAGUACAUGUUUGAAAGUGUUUGAGAACGUUUAGAUGUCAUCAGAAGAAGUACAGAGAAUAGCCCCGUGGAAAUGAUAUAUAGCUUAAUUGUUUUUAUUGAUCUCUAUCAAUACACAUGUUCAUCAAUAACUUGCCACAGUAUGGCUGAUUCACUAAUCAGAGUUGGACAAUUGUCGCCCUGGAAGAUUAAUUAUUGACUAGAUUUUCUGGGUUACUGGAAAGUCAACGUAACAUUAAUAGUGUGAAGCAGGACAGAUUUGUGCUUAUAAUUCCAUUGGAAUAGUGGAUGAAUAUAUAUUCAAUGGAUUCCUUGAAAGGGAUUUUGCGUUGAUUAAUGUGAAAAAAUGACACUUUUAAAAUACAUGUAGCUCUAUAAUUUACAGAAUGGAGACUGCUACAAAAAAACAUGUGAUACAUACAAGGAUCGGAGUGUUAUUAAAUAGUGGAAUUUACUGCAAUUAUUCAAAUACUCUUUUUGUGGUGUGAGUUCGUGUGAAUUGUUUUUAACUGAUCGUUUUAGAUAUAGAUUCUCAGUUGUUCUCCGAGGAACUUUCAGGGAGAUCAAACGAUCCCACCUUUGAUUCCCAAUGUGUACUCUUUAGCUCUGUCAAAAUGGAUUACCCAAGACUUGCAUAGAUGUAACAAAUUGUAUCGGCAAACAUUGGCAUUUAUUUGUAUAAAGCAUUGUGACAAACUAUUUGUACUGGUGUAUAUCUUGGUAAUGGUCUGGUUUGCCUAUACUGCUAAUCCAACACUGAGGGCUGGCCAAGAGGUGAAGUGUGGGAGUGUGUUUGUGACAUCAAAAGAUACAGUACAGAAGAUCAAAUCUACCAUCUUGACAACGAACAUAAAGCAUAAAAAGUCAGGCAAACAUGCAGUAGCCCUUGGGACCAGUUUUGGACAUGUGCAUUCCUUUCUGAAGGAUGACCUUCAUCUUCUGCAGAAGUUGGAGGCUGGUCAUGAUCAGUGUUUGAUGCUGAUAAAGAAACCCAAAUCCUCCGCAAAACAGAUGCUAAAGUCCCAGAGCUGGUCAAAUCUAGCAUCUCCAUCAGAUUCUGGUAUCUUUCACAAAGCUGAUGAAGAGGAUUUCAAAAAAAGACUCAAAUCAAAGAUGAAGAAGAAGCCAUCAUCUGACUAUCGCCUAGCUCCUGUUAGAGAUCUGUCACCUCAAAAUAAUUCAUGUGAAGAUGGAGGGUUCUUAAGUCACCCCCCUAACAGUAUGUAUCGAUGGAGAAAGAUGGACGACACAGCCUCGGACCUAUCUGUAUCCAGUGGCUAUAAGUCUUUGGACAGAAAAGAUCACAGUAGUUUUUUGAGAAGAUCUCAACCGAGAGAUAUGCAAAUUAACUCUCCACAACUUCGCAAGGAUGGGCGGCGUUAUCAAAGCCACAAUGACAUUUACUUUCAAUCCCCCAAAAAGGUAGUCAACAUUCAGCCGGAGGAAGAUAGCUGUACAAUAAAAAGUGAUGAAUUUUAUUCUGAAACCAAUACCCAAGCAAAUACAACGUUGACAUCAGAACUUGAUGAAUCAAAGGAUCAAGAAAAGGUGCCCCGGUCUCAUAGUCUGGGGGACCUUUCUACGGGGUUGACCUUAUCUUUAGUUGGACAGAGAAAAGCUGAGAGCAUACAGAGCUUACCCCUAGCCUCACAGAAAGUUACACAGAAGAAGACCAGUUACGCGAAACGAAAAACUGAGUCAAAGGGUCAACUUAGACACCCAAAAGGCAACAAAAACAAGCAGAGCAUAGAAAGUCAGAUACAAAGUAUUAUACAAGCAAGGGAUGAUGGUGAUGUGACGCCAACCACCCCAGAGAUUAACGCAACUCCAACACAGCCGAUCAUUUGCAAGUCUAACAGCAGUUCACAAAUGAUGAAAGAAAAUGCCCUGAAUAAUGUACAGCGAGCAUUAAAGGCCGACUUGCUUCCUGAUAAGCAUGGUAUUAACAUGACAAAAUCUGAGAAGGAUGAAGACAAUUCUUCUGACAAGAGCAACCAAUCCAGUAGGAGCACUGUCAAAACACCAAACAGACCCCGACGGACUUUGCCAACGGUACCUAAAGGUUCUGAAGAGGCUGGAGAAAAGAAGAAAAAGUAUACAGACAUGAUGAAGAUGAGGGUGUCUCUACAUAGCAGUAACAGCUGUGGUUCUUUAUCCAGACAAUCCAUUCUCUCACCGGGAUCUGAAAGUGUGUCUCAGAAUGACUCACAGACAGACACACCAUCAGACAAAGAGGUGUCGGAACUAUUUAAUGGUCAUUCAGCCAAACUUCACAGACACAGCCAUUUAACAGACUGCCAAAUGGUAAAUAGCAAUGGAAUACCUUUCAAUGGAAAUGUGCAUUCCUCUUUACCCUCUGGAUUGAGAUCCUGUGACUCAGGGCAGACAACUCUCAGGUCGUGUGAUUCUGGACAGGCUACACUGAUGUCACUCAGCAGUACAGUAGAUUCAGGCUAUCACACUACAGAUGCUGAAAGUGAUAUUUCUUCUUACACUCGAAGCUUACAGAUAUCAGCUCACAAUUUCUAUUCCUCUAACAAAUUAAAUGGCUAUGGAUUAGGAAGUGGUCCAAAACAAGAGACCGAUAGGAGCUUUCUGAAUGCACAGUUGCAUCAAAUAUCUCCAAAGCAACAACCUGUUUCAAGAAACAUUGUUUACCCAUGUAGUAUUCCCACAAUGCAACCAUCCAAUCCAUUGGUGCAUAGUUCUCAAUCUCAGAUGAGUAUGCCAUUCACUGCCCAGAUGAAAUCCCCUUCUGUUGAGAGACAAGCAUUCCCUCCAACCAAUGUUCAUAUUGACAAAGCUCAUGAAGUGAUUCGAAGGAAUUCAGCAUCAAUGAUGCAGAGUGAAAAAGGAAGGAAUUCUUCUUCACAUCCAGAUGAAUUAAAUAAUCAAAAUGCAAGACAACAAAUUCCAAAAGAUUCAAAUGUGACUGAGAAUGGGAAAAAAGUCAGGCCACAGUCUGCUCAAACCUCUAGCAUCAGAAUUCAGGAUAACACAGUUUCCUCUACUCAAUGCCUGAUGGAAAAUUCUCCUCACCCAAAAAUCAUGCCAACUUCAACAGGACAUUCCAUUCCACAUCAAGGAGAGCAUCAGUAUUUGGUGAAAACAAUCUCAGCUGACAAGUCAGUGAAAAAAGAUCUGAUGGACAAUUUCUCCCCUGAGAAUUACCUUUCUCAUUCCACUCCUACCUCAAAAGGGCUUUCUUACAGUAAUACUCUCCCAAGGUCUACCAACCCUUACAAUCAAAAAGUACUCAGUUCUUCUGUCAAACAAUUCUCAAGUCCACAACCUGUCAACUUUACAGGGAGCGGUACCCUGAACUGUGAUACAAACCAAAUGAAAUCAAAAUACACUUCGUCUUGCCAAGCUGAAUCAAUGAAUCAAAAACAGGUCAAUGCAAAUAUGAAAUAUUCAUUGGAAGGCCCAGGACAGAACAACAACAACACAUACAUGUCUACCUCAGUGCAAAUUCCUGCAACUUCAGGUUAUCAUUUACAGAAUAAAUUAACUGCCAAAGUGUUUAACCAUGACUAUGUGAAUGUGCAAGGAAGAGAAAUCAGACUUGGCAUUGACUAUGACUCAGUGGAUCCGAACACCUCAGACAGCUCCAACAUAUAUGAGGAAUACCACACUGGUUGUCAAGAAUGCAGCAAGCAAGAAUUCCAGAGUCAAGGACCACUCUUUCCAAAGAAUAAUUUACCAGAGACUGUUAUUGUUCCUCAGAAUGCUGGAGCGAAAGUUCCCAGUUUGUUUCAGUUACUCCAGAGUUAUGACCUUCACCCCUUGUUCUUAAAAUUCUGUGAUAAUCUCCCUGCCUCUAACUUUAUAACUUUUUCUGAUUGUUCCAUUGUGCUGUCUAACAUAAAGCAGGACAAAAGAGAUGCCAUAGCAAUAUCCACACCUCAGGGAAAAUGUGCAACCAUUGGAGGUCCCGGAAGUGCCUUCACUCCAGUGAAGAAUGCUGUUGUCAGCACCUCCUCCACCUUCUCUAUGGUAACUGUAGCAAACUUCACAACUCCACCUGGCUGUGAUUUGGCAGGGAUACAGAAAGGGGACAUAAUUAUUGAGGUCAAUGGUGCUACCACGAUGUCCAUACCUGCAGUAUCACUGAAGGCAGCCAUCCAAGCACAGCCUGGAGAUAUCCGACUGCUUGUGGCUAGAUCUAAGGAGGAGAAAGAGACGAAAUCACUAGAAAAGAAAAAUGAAGAAAUAGACAACCUGAAAAAGCAUCUAGCCACCAUGUACAGGGACCUGCAGAAGAAAAGCAGUGCACUGCAAGAACUCACUUCACAGAGAAAUGUGAUCAUUAAAACCAGAAAACCAGAGAUUAAUGGGAAUGUCAUGAGUCACGAAGCCAUCCUGAAUGCCUUAAGUGAAGAUGAAUACAUUGUUUGAUGUUUAUGUUUAAUCUUCAUUGUUUAAUAUCAUUCAUGCAUUUCAUUUUUACAUCAUAUAUUUAAUGAGAGACGACUUUAAAACUACUGAUACUUAUAACUACUUGUGGAUAUACUUAUAAAUACUGUUAUCAUAGUGCAAUCAGAAUAUGGCGUCUUGUCAAAAUGUUCAUUUCUAUUGAGUGAAUCAUUUGUUGUUAUUUUGUAUUGUUAAUUAUUAGGACACUGAGAUCUAGUACGACUUCUCGUAAUUGUCACAUUCUUGUUGAAGUAGACUGGAUUCAUCACUAUAAUGGCCAAUAAAAGACGGAAACAAG